Lynx canadensis (Canada lynx) is the source of this 1864-nucleotide messenger RNA. RefSeq names its product SLC2A4 regulator (gene SLC2A4RG). Gene Ontology annotation, cellular component: nucleus. Lineage: Eukaryota; Metazoa; Chordata; Mammalia; Carnivora; Felidae. The record is from RefSeq and is a predicted model, not a curated record. Gene Ontology annotation, biological process: regulation of transcription by RNA polymerase II. Gene Ontology annotation, molecular function: DNA-binding transcription factor activity; RNA polymerase II cis-regulatory region sequence-specific DNA binding.
GGCACCCGGCCGGCGGCCAUGGAGGCCGAGCGCUCUCCGGUGCCCGUUCCGGGUUGCGGGCGCCCCCCGCCCCGUGCCCGCGCCGGGACCCCCGCGGCCUCGCCCAUGUCGGUGCCCGCGCCGCCGCAGGGCCCUGCCGUGGGCGGCGGCUUUGCGGGCUUGGAGUUCGCGCUGCCUCAGGAGCCAGAGCCGCGGGCGGCGGACCUGGGGGUCCCGGGGACGUGGGCGGGGGCGGGAGGAGCGGCGGGGCCCCCGACGCCGUCGGCGCACAUCCCGGUGCCAGCGCAGAGAGACCCCCCAGGAAAAUCCCGGUCUGGACGAGGUCAUGGCGCGGCAGCCCUCACCAGUCUGUCCACCAGCACCCUCCUUCUGGGGGCCCCAGCUGCAGCCUGUAGCCCAGAGCCUGGCUUGGAGCCCUGGAAGGAGGCCCUGGUGCUGGCCACUGGGGCUGCAGCAAGCAGCGGAGACUGGGGCUGGGACCUGGCCAGUGACCGGUCCUCUCCGUCUAUCCCUUCACCCCCACUGCCCUCCGAGGCAGCCCAUUUCCUAUUCGGGGAACCUGCCCCAAAGAAGAGAAAGAGCUCCGUGCGGGUCCUGUUCCAGUGUCUGUGGAAGCGGUGUGGGAAAGUGCUGAGCACGGCCUCCGGGAUGCAGAGACACAUCCGCCUGGUGCACCUGGGCAGGCGGCAGGCAGAGCCUGAGCAGAGCGACGGGGAGGAGGACUUCUACUACACAGAGUUGGACGUUGGCAUGGAUGUGCUGACAGACGGGCUGUCCAGCCUGUCUCCAGCGUCCCCCGCGGCCUCCGUGCCCCCCGCCUCCCCCCGCCUGGAGCUGCCAGAGCCUCGGACCAUGUCCAGCCUGCUGCACCCGCUGGCCCUGCCCCCAGUUCGGUGCCUGAGCCCCGUGGCACCCCGCGAGGCGCGCCGAGGUGACACCGCCUACCAGGGCUGCCUGGCCCCCACCCGCCCGGAGCCACAGCCGACCACCGUCAGGACCUGUGUGCCGGACCCGCCCUCCAGACUCGGCGCCGGCCCAAGGAAGCCCCGAGGUGAUGCCAAGAAGUGCCGGAAGGUGUAUGGCAUGGAUCACAGGCACCUGUGGUGCACAGCCUGCCGCUGGAAGAAGGCGUGCCAGCGCUUCCUGGACUGAGCCCCCCCCCCCCCCCCCCCCGCCCCCAUGCCAGCGCUCCCUGGACUGAGCCCCCCAUUCCCGCCCCCUGCCCCCCGCCCCAUGCCAGCGCUCCCUGGACUGAGCCCCCCCAUGGCCCCUGCAACCCCCCACCUCUCUGUGCCCGCGCUCCCUGGACUGAGGCCCUCCCCGCCCCCACCCCCACCCGCACUUCCUGGACUGAGCCCCCCACCCACCCCCAUGCCCCACACCGUGCUGCUGCCUGCUCUCCAGGACUUUUUAAAGGAAAAAAUAAGCUACCCCCCGACUCCCCAGCCUGGGGCUUCUCCCAGCUGCAGGGUCUACUUUUUAACAGUGGGGGAAGUUGGUGACCCUGGACCCCCAGAGGUUGGGGGGGGAGGGGUUCUUGCCACUCAAAGUGCCUCUGAAGAAACCAGCCUUUUGCACUAAAGCCAACCUCACGGCCGUCCCCCUGGCCCGGGGUCCCUGGGGGUGGCUGCCCUCCCUGCCCGUCAGCCCGUGGACUUGUCAGGGCGCUGAGGCCGAACUUCAGGGCCGCGUGGGGGGGCCAGUCUGUGAUGCGCCCUGAGGGGAGGGGCCUCCUGCCUGCACUUAACCUGGUGGUUCCAGGGCCCGGGGGCUGACCUUGUCUCCUGUUUGUGAAGCUCAGGUGUCUCGAGUCUGGGCCAUACCAGGCGAGGAGAAAAAUUAAAGUUUUGGGUUUUUCCAGAAA